AUGGAAAUGGACUUCAACCCCGUUACAGCAUGGGACCAACUCGCUGGAUCCUGGGAUGAGUUGAUGGGGAAUGAAGGCAACGAUUACUUUACUGUUGUCGAAUUGCCUGUACUAGAACGCAUGGUACAGCCAAAAAAUGGGGAUCGUGCGCUGGAUCUUGCGACAGGAAACGGCCUUGUAGCUCACUGGAUGGCUCUACAAGGAGUUGAUGUCAUUGCGACGGAUGCAAGCCCAGCCAUGAUUGUAAACGCCCGGGCACGGGAGCCCAAGAGGCUUGAGAAUAGCGAGACGGAAGUCGAGGUCUUAUACAACGUCCUUGAUGUGACAAAUCCACUGCAUUUUGAAGAGCUCCUUUCGUCUGGUGUUGCGGGACUUUUUGAUAUCAUAACGAUGAACAUGGCGAUCAUGGAUGUCUCUACCUUGGAACACCUUGCCAAUGCAUUACCCAAGUUGCUGGAUAGGGAUGGAGGCCGCUUUGUGGCAACCCUCUUACACCCUCUUUUCACAUGCGGCGUAACAAGGUCCGUCGAGUAUAGGGAUAAUCCCGAGUCAGGCAGAGAGGAAACCUUUCAUGCCGUAAAGAUGAUCAAAUAUCUACACGUACCGCCAUACAAAGGCGUUGCAGCACAAUCUCAGCCUCACCCGCAGUACUAUUUCCACCGUCCAUUACAUGAACUGUUCUCCCCUUUUUUCCGAGCAGGCUUGGUCCUCGAUGCUUUGGAGGAGCCAAACUUCGAUGAGGCAUAUGUAAAGACAAGAGCCAUGGAUAUAGGAUCACUCCGGCAGUUCACACAGUUUCCAAAGAUACUGGCCUUCAGACUAAAGAUCGCUUGA
Molecule: messenger RNA, 834 nt
Organism: Microsporum canis CBS 113480
Lineage: Eukaryota; Fungi; Ascomycota; Eurotiomycetes; Onygenales; Arthrodermataceae
Exons: 4
Coding region: 1-834 (277 amino acids)
Source: RefSeq, a predicted model, not a curated record